GAUAAUAAUAAUAAUAAUAAAUCAAGCCACCUUGCGGAUAAAAUAAAAUCCAUGAGAGAGAGAAAUUAAAAAAUGGCAGCAUUCUUGAUUAGAGCAUGUUUUAAACAGAGAAGUACAAAGACAUGGCUUGAUAUUAUUAAAACUGAAAGUUAUGCAAUCAAAAAUAAAAAUGUCAGUCCAAAAGUAUGCAUUGGAUGUCAUUGCUAUCACACAACUCCAAUUUAUUUUAAACGAAGAAAAACAAAAGAAGAAAAGUUAAAAAAAAUAGUUGAACCUGUUAUUGUUAAAAAAAAAAAUCAAUUGCCAGUUGUGGGUAUAUGGAAAAAUAUGACUGUCAGAGAAUUAUCUGAAUCACUUGAUAGACCAAUAAAUGAUGUUCUUCAAGCAAUAUCAUAUUCAGAUUCAUAUAAUAAAUAUGAUAAAAAUACAAUAAUUGAAAAUAAAAAUAUUAUAUUUGAUGCUGUUAAAAGACUUGGAGCUAAAUAUAAAUUAGUAUCAAAACCAGAUGAAAAUAAAAAUAAUAAUAAUUUAUCAUCAUCAAUAAAUUUAUCUGCAUUACAUGAUGCUGUUAAACGACCAUUACCAAAUAAUAAUGAUGAUUCAAUAAUUUUAAUAAAAAGACAUCCAGUUGUAACAGUUAUGGGUCAUGUUGAUCAUGGAAAAACAACACUUCUUGAUACAUUGAGACAUACAUCUGUUGUUGCUAGUGAAUUUGGUGGUAUAACACAACACAUUGGUGCAUUUAAUGUAUCUAUGGAAAGUGGUGAAAAAAUAACAUUUCUUGAUACACCUGGACAUGCAGCAUUUAGUUCAAUGCGUGCACGUGGUGCAAAUUCAACUGAUAUUGUUAUUCUUGUUGUUGCUGCUGAUGAUGGUGUUAUGGAACAAACAGUACAAAGUAUUAAAAUGGCCAAAGAAGCUAAUGUUCCAAUAAUUGUUGCUGUUAAUAAAAUUGAUAAACAUGAAGCUAAUAUUGCAAGAACACAUCAAAUGCUUGCUGAACAAGGUAUUCAUGUAGAAGCUCUUGGAGGUGAAGUACCAAGUGUUAAUAUAUCAGCAUUAAAAGGAACAAAUUUAAAAGAAUUAAUUGAAACAAUUGCUGCACAAGCUGAAAUAAUGGAUUUAAAAGGUGAUCCAAAGGGUUUUGUUGAGGGUAUUAUACUUGAAGUUGCAACUGAUAUUGGACGUGGUAAAUUGGCAACUGCAUUGAUUCAACGUGGUACCUUGAGAAAAGGAUCUAUUCUUGUUAGUGGAAUUGCAUGGGCCAAAGUAAGAGCCAUGUUUGAUCAUGCUGGUAAUCCAGUUAGUGAAGCUAGUCUUGCUGAUGCUGUACAAAUUAUUGGAUGGCGUGAAUUACCUAUGGCUGGUGAUGAAAUUAUUGAAGUUGAAGAUGAACGUCGUGCUCAUAUUGUUAUGCAUUAUAGACAAAGUGUACGAGCAAAAUCUAAAGAAUCUGAAAUUGCUGAAUAUGUUAAAAAACAACAAGAAGAACACGAUAUAGAGUAUCAUAAACAACUUAAUGAAAAAAGAGCUCUUGGUAGAAGAAGAUCACUACCAAAAGGACCAAGAAAAAAAGAAAUAAUUGAGGAUGAAAAUGCUGUACCAAGACUUAAUGUUAUUAUUAAAGGAGAUGUAUUGGGAUCAGUUGAAGCAAUUCUUGAUGUUUUUGAUACAUAUGGUGAUGAAAAUAGAUGUCGUUUAGAUGUUGUACAUUAUGGUAUUGGUGUUGUUUCAGAAAGUGAUAUUGAAUUGGCUGAUGCAUUUAAUGCAAUAAUUUAUACUUUUAAUACAUCAACACCAAGAAAAGUUGCUGAUAUGGCAGAUAAAAUUGGAGUUGUUAUUUCAUCACAGAGAGUCAUUUAUAAAUUGAUUGAUGAUGUUAAAGAACAAAUUUGUAAAAAACUUUCACCAGAAAAAGUAGAAGAAAUCAUUGGAAAAGCAAAUGUUCUUCAACACUUUGAAAUAACAGAUAGAAAAAAAAAAGUCAAUGUUGCUGGUUGUCGUUGUAUCAUGGGAGUUUUGAAGAAAACAGCUCUAUUUCGUUUAAUACGACAAGAAGAAAUUAUCUACGAAGGUAAAUUGUCAUCAAUGAAACAUCUCAAGGAUGAUGUGAUGACAAUAAAAACUGGAAUAGAUUGUGGCUUACAAUUUGAAGAUCCAAGUGUUUUUGUUGAACCUGGUGAUACACUUGUAUGUUAUACAAUUCAUGAUGUACCACCAACUGUUAAAUGGGAUCCAGGAUUUUAGAAAAAUUUUAUUUUUUAAUCUAAAAAUUAUAAUAAUAAUAAUAAAAUAAUAAUAACAAUAAAA
Messenger RNA from Aphidius gifuensis, 2310 nucleotides. RefSeq names its product translation initiation factor IF-2, mitochondrial (gene mIF2). Bases 73 to 2247 code for a protein of 724 amino acids. Gene Ontology annotation, biological process: translational initiation. Lineage: Eukaryota; Metazoa; Arthropoda; Insecta; Hymenoptera; Braconidae. The record is from RefSeq and is a predicted model, not a curated record. Gene Ontology annotation, molecular function: translation initiation factor activity; GTP binding; GTPase activity. The transcript has 9 exons.